This is a messenger RNA of Aspergillus piperis CBS 112811, 1247 nucleotides long. Its product is annotated as urease accessory protein UreF. The record is from RefSeq and is a predicted model, not a curated record. Bases 1 to 906 code for a protein of 301 amino acids. The transcript is spliced from 2 exons. Gene Ontology annotation, molecular function: nickel cation binding. Lineage: Eukaryota; Fungi; Ascomycota; Eurotiomycetes; Eurotiales; Aspergillaceae.
AUGACAGUGAAGACCAACGUGCAGGAUAUCGAGCAAGAGAUCGUGGAUCUCGAGGACCGUCUGCGCAAUGCACGUGCUCGUCUAGCGUCGGCCUCUGCGUCGCACAAGGGCGGGGGUUCAUAUCUACCGGUACCGGAGGAUACUACGGGAAUAGUGCCUAGUCAUGCACUGCUCCUCCUCUCGGAUUCAGCCCUUCCGUUGGGCUCGUUCGCCUACUCCAGCGGUCUCGAGUCCUAUCUGGCGCAUAACAAGCCCCUUCCUCGCUCGGUGACCCCAAUUGCAUCCUUCCAACGCUUCCUGAAGCUCUCGAUCGCUUCUAUGGCAAGUACAUCACUUCCAUACGUUCUGGCAGGAUACAGACGCCCAGAAGACUUGGAAACCCUGGACAAUGACCUUGAUGCGUCUACCCCCUGCAUAGUUGCCCAGCGGGCGAGUCUCGCCCAAGGGCGGGCAUUGCUCGGGGUCUGGGAACGCGCUUUCCGGAAAACGUAUGCGUUCAACCCAUUCCACGCUAACCCCAACGCUGCUGAGGCAGUGAAGGUGGUAGAGGAAUUCUCCGACAUACUGAAGACCUCGCUGGGUACUGACGAACUAGGCCCCAAAGGUCACUUUGCGCCUUUGUGGGGGGUGGUAUGUCUGGCCAUGGGCAUGGACGCCCACCAGACUGCGUAUGUCUUUAUGUUGAACCAUGCCAAGGCAGUCCUUAGCGCUGCUGUCCGUGCGUCCGUCAUGGGCCCUUAUCAGGCGCAGAACAUCCUGGCCAGCAAAGGCCUGCAAAGCAUGAUCACUCAACGUAUAGAGCGGGAGUGGGAUACUCCCGUCGAAGAUGCAGGACAAAUCGUCCCACCUCUUGAUCUCUGGGUGGGACGACAUGAACUUCUAUAUAGCAGAAUCUUCAACUCAUAAUACAUAGAUCACCACGAUAGCUCUCUCGAUUCUUUUCUUUUUGGUCAAAGGUGACAUUCCUGUAUGAAUAUAGCUGCAUUCAUCAUCUUUCUCUCUGCCGUGACGUCCUAGUUAAUCCUACAACAUGCACCGUAUUGUCCCACCCAGGUGCCGCUCGAACACUGACGUGGGUAUCCAAAAAACAACUCCUCUGGACCGGAGGGUAAUAAAAAGAGAAGAGAAGGGAAAAGAAAAGAAAAGAAAAGGAAUAAAAGGCGGCAAAGAGAAACGAAGAGAGAAAGAAAAUUAAAAGGAAAACAAAUAUGGAAAAACCGGUAACCCGAAGACCAAACAACCCGGCC